AUGACUGACCAGAGCUGGCAAGAAGCGCUUGCGAGCAAGACGGACGCUGCCAAGCAGGAGUGGAUGGCACUGGAACGUCGCUACCACUUGCAGCUGGCCGAAGAGGACGCUGCAGCAGGGACGACGGGUGGAACACGCGGCGUGCGUCUCUUCCUCAGUCUGUCAGCGCCAGAGCUGCCAACGCGACUGAAGGGUCAAGUGGAACUGCUGAUGACGGUACCUGAGAACUACCCAAUGGAAGCAGUUCGAGUGGAUUUUUCGCAGUGGAGUAGUCGACUAUCGGGAGAUCAAGUGGAUGCGUUGAAUGCAGCGAUGAACGCUCGGGCUACGGAGCUGUGCGGUGGCUUCUCGAUGCGGAAGCUGCUGACGUGGAUGGACAAUCGCUUUUGGCAGAUCAUUGCGCCAUUUGAGGAGGAAGAGGGAGUGGAAGUACCGGCAGUAGCUGAUGAUUCGAGCCGUGAGCUGGAGACAUUGGUGGUUGAAGUGAAGGAGCUAGUGUCGAGUGAGAAGAAAGUGAAAGGAACGCGACAUCCGCGAGCCUGUCGCUUUUUUGCAAGAGGCAAUUGCAGAGAGGGCGAAAGGUGCAAUUUCUCACACAAGAAACGGCUAAAACAGGUGGGUGAAGGUCUUGACACUGUUGGAGUGUCGGUCGUCGGGGACGUUAGUCAGGCCUUGUCGGAUGAGUUGCCAAAACCUGUGUCAGAAACACCUGCAACAACAACAAAAACUCGAACGCGUAGAUGCAGGUUUUUUGCACAGAAGGGAUGCCGUGAUGGAGACACUUGUGAGUUCUCUCAUGAGCUAAAGAGUGCUGAAACGAAACAGAAGAGUCAGAAGGAGAAGUUGGAAAGCAUGCCGCGGGCUUGUGUAGUUGUUUUGAAUGAAGGUGGUACCGGAUUGAAGGACAGCCAAGCAGGCACAAGAGUAAAACAGGACUCGCCAGGCUACAACAAACAAAGUGUCGAGGACAACGGCGUAAGCAGCGAUGAGUGGUCAGAAGCACAGCAGCGGGAGCUUGAUCUGGCGCUGAAGAAGUAUCCAGCAUCCAUGGAUAAGAAGGAACGGUGGGUAAGCAUAGCGGAUGAGGUCAACGGUCGAUCCCUGAAUGAAUGCAUUGACCGCUUUAAGGCACUGUGCGAACUCGUUCGUCGUGGCGUGGACCCCGUUGCUACUGCUGAAAAGAUGGACACCGGUGAAAGAACAGCAGAGUCAAGUGAAAACGGGGAAUACGUCGACAACUCGAAGAUCGUUCCAGCUGAGAAACGCGUGCCAAUCUCGACGGAACCUGAAGUAAAGGGCACGCGUAUUUGCUUUGAAGAUUUAUUCUUGCACGAAGUGGGCACUCUCGUCGUGCAUGACCUGGUGUGCCAGAUUCAAUGUGGUAACUGUCCCUUGAAGUUCGAUGCAUCUCUUCGACUGGACGCCGCAGAACUUCAGAAGUGGUGUCCACGGUGCAGUGUGCUCCAUCACGUGUCUAUGCGGCCAGUGUUUGCGCACUCGAUGAGCAAUGUGCUUGCGUACGUGGACACGGAGAAUUGCAGUAUCGUCGACGUUCUCCCCAGCGAUGUGCUAGCCACGUGCUUGGAGUGUGGAUGCGAGACGUUACUUGCGAGAGUAAGGCCGCAACAGCGAUCAGAGCAAGCCUGUUUCUCCUGCCACGUCAAACUUGCUGUAAUGGCCAAACGGUUUAUUGCAGCGCCGGUAAAGAGUACAUCCAUGCAGCAGAGUACCGACGCUGCUCCAAAGAUCGCGAAGGGAACGAAAGGACCCAGGCAACCCGCAGAAGUGCUUGUGCUCGGACAGCCGUUGCCUCGUAAUGGAACGUGUGACCAUUACAAGCACUCGCAGCGCUGGUUUCGAUUCCAGUGCUGCGGAAAAGCGUUCCCGUGUGACGUUUGCCACGACUCGAGUGACUGUCCGGAGGCCAAUCUGGGAAAAUUCGCAAGUCGCAUGAUUUGCGGCUUGUGUUCGAAAGAACAAUCGAGCUCCGUCAAGGUGUGUUCGUGCGGCAACGACGUGGCUAGUAAGAAGUCAACCUCUUGCCAUUGGGAAGGUGGUGCUGGGUGUCGCGAUUCCUUGAAAAUGUCGCGCUGGGAUAAGCAGAAGCAUCGCGGCCAGAAGAAGACGGAGAGCAAGAAGCUUAGUCGAGUAGGAGCUGAAGCCAAGAGACGUCGAGAGAAUGCGUAA
Molecule: messenger RNA, 2187 nt
Organism: Peronospora matthiolae
Lineage: Eukaryota; Oomycota; Peronosporomycetes; Peronosporales; Peronosporaceae
Source: the annotation of a GenBank genome assembly